Drosophila biarmipes is the source of this 3835-nucleotide messenger RNA. Its product is annotated as eukaryotic translation initiation factor 4E transporter. Bases 201 to 3263 code for a protein of 1020 amino acids. NCBI's taxonomy places the organism in Eukaryota, Metazoa, Arthropoda, Insecta, Diptera, Drosophilidae. Gene Ontology annotation, molecular function: mRNA binding. The transcript has 9 exons. Gene Ontology annotation, biological process: negative regulation of translation. Gene Ontology annotation, cellular component: nucleus; cytoplasm. The record is from RefSeq and is a predicted model, not a curated record.
ACUCCUAAUUUGGCGUGAUUUUCACAAAAUAUAAAAUUAAAAUUAAAAGAAUAUUUGUUUAUAUGCACAAAUUUUUUUAAAUAAAAAAUAGUCAGAUAUUCUUAAAACACUUAGGACCGUUUAUUGGAAAAGUUGACAAAAUUGGAAAAGUUUUCAAAAAGUGUGGUUGCCUCAAUCAAAGUAAACAAAAGCUUUUAGAAAUGGAUACAACAAAAGCAAAUGCCAGGUACACCAGAGCAGAUCUUUUAGCUCUACGAUAUGAAGGUAAAAGUCGACAGCGCCCGCACUGUAGAAAUCGAACUGAGUUACAUACAUUGGGUUUUUGGAAAGUAAACUUAAACGCAGUUUCACUAAGUGUAGCCAACAACUACUCAAAUCAAAAUAAGAACCGGCUAUCUCCGGAGGCGGAUAGCUCGAGCCUAAAUUGCUCCAAUAGCGCUUCAAUGAGCUCGCGUCGUGCCAUGAGAAAUAGGGAGCGGGCAAAUAACUACUAUCAGCGUUUUGUACCUACAGAAUCCCUUCAAAUGUGCGGAGAAGAUAAAGAUAAGGAUAAGGAUGCGACGACGCAAGGGCAGUCUUUUAAGUCGCCCGUCAUCGAUCAUCGCAGCAUAUCAUCAUCUCACCUUAUGCCGGCAUUUGCGAAAAGACGUAUUGCUGCAUCGAGCGGUACCAACAACGGGGAAACAAACGAAACUUCAGUCAGCACGUGUGAUGCUGCACCAAGUGCACAUCAAAGAAGGGAAAGCAAGGGAAAAGUCCCCAGUUCACCUAAUCGAAAGAGCAGCGAACUUGAUAUGGCAGAAACACGCUUGAAUUAUGUUCAUCAGGAGCACGAUCAAUACAUGUCAUCAUCGCCAACGUUUUCGACUUCCCGGCAGGAAAGGCGGAUUGGUAGUGGUCGCUUGUUGCCCAGAAGUGAUAAUUGGGAAUUCAAAAGCCAAAAGACUAAGGAGCCCAACACCGAGACUGAGAAGGAUGCGUCUCCAAAUGGAAGUGGAGGUGCAAGCGUUGCUAAUCAACAGAAUCAAAACCAACACCACCAACGCGUAUUCAGUGGGAGGUUGGUCGAUCGUGUUACUGAACACACAGAUCGCCGUUUUCAAAAUGACACGAAGAGGUCAGUUGACCGACAGGGCGUAGGUAAUCGACGCAUAUCUAAUAAGGAGCCUUGUAGUAAUCAAAAUCGUGGCAAGCGCGCAAACUCCUAUCACGUUCACGAAGAGCCAGAAUGGUUCAGUGCAGGACCAACAUCACAGCUUGAAACUAUUGACUUACACGGCUUUGACGACCUGGACAACAAUGAAGACCGUUCCGAAAUGGAUAAUGAAAAAUUUCUACAAAUUGAUACAAAUUUAGCUGCGCAAACGACGAUUGAUGAAGCUUCGAGAAGAAAUAGCAACGUCAGUUUAAAUUUGAGCGACGCAUAUCAAAGUGAUGAUAUAAUAGACACUGGUGAAAAUAUACUGAAAUGCAUUCAAAACUCAUCGGAACUCUGCAAACAAAAUCAGAACGAACAAAGUCAAUUCCAAUGCAGCCAAAGUACUGAAAGUGAAUUUAAUUUUGAUGCCUUUCUUAACAUGCAUCCUUUGGAUAAUUCCCUAAUGAAUAAUGAUGAAAACGAAAAAGGUGAAGCAACGGGGACAUCACGCUUUAGCCGAUGGUUUCGACAUAAGGAAACUGCAAAUAAUAAUGAACUUCCAGGUUUGCAAGACUUUAAUGCUCAAGAAAAAAUUGGUAUUCCGAGUGUUAAGGAUUUAGAAGCGCAAAUGACUAAAGUAGACAUGCGGCCGGAUUAUGUAAACACUGUAGGAGGACCAUUCUCUCAAGUUGUGCAAGCGGAAAAACCUAUUCCUAGGGACACUGAGGGAUUCAAAAAAUUACUGCAACAGUUGGGCUAUCAAUCUAGGCAGCAUCAUCCUGGCAAUGACGUUUACCAUAUAAUAAAUCAUUCAAAUAUAACUAAUCAUGACCAUCUUGAGUCAAAUCAACAGCAUAAGAUAAACAACUGCCAUUCCCAACACUCAGCGUUAAGUGUCCACGGGCCAAACAUACCGAGUAAUAGUCACAUAUUUGCGCAAAAACGUUUGGAAACCCAUCACCUAAUGCAAAGCCUUAUUUGCGGGGACGUUUCUCUGGACUUCUUGGAAAAAGAGUUGGGUAAUCCUAGCACUGCACCUUCCACAAAGGAAGUUAUUGCGUCAGUCCUCCGUGAAUACUCCCAUAACAAGAGAAAUCCUGUGUCCAUUGGGGAUCACAAAAUGUUUACACAUUCAACGUUUCUUCAAGCUCAACCAGUUCAUCCGCAUUAUUCUGAAGAAUUGAUUUCGCAAAAUACUGCCAACCAUGCGAUGAAUCCGUUAAUUACUCAUGGCAACUCGCCAACUCCUUUGGCAUUUACUCCUACAUCAGUACUGAGGAAAAUGACAGCCGAUAAGGAAACAACUCAAACACCGAGUUCUUCUCAUAGCCAACAGCCACAAUAUCAAAUGCAUCCACAGCAUGCCAAGCAACUUAGUGAGACGCAGCCAACAGCACCUAUAGCCGUGCAGCCUCGAAUGAUAUUGGGAGGUGGAAACUUUGUCAUUGGCCCAAAUAACCAACCAAUAUCUCCCAAUUUGCAACAGUGCCGAAAUCAACAGGGAAUAAAAUGGACUCCUGGUAAUAUGCAGAUGGUGCAAGGGAAAUCAUUUGGUCGCCCUAUACUAAAAGGAGGUCUUAAUUCAAUGCCACAACCAAAUCCUGCAUUAACUUUUACUACACACAAAAUCGAAAUGCAGCCAGUUCACUCACAUCAUCAGCAGCUGCAGCAACAACAAACACAACACAGAUUUAAAUCUGGUCAAACUGUGGAAUCAAUUUUGAAUACGGAACAUGUGCAUCAAAACAUUCCAUCUCCGGUUGGAUGGCAUCAGCUUUUCUUGCAACAUCAGCAGCAUCAGUCACGGCAACAACCUAGGCAUAGAAUGCUAUAUGGAGAGAUGCACCGGCAAUCGAAUCCACAAAUGUCAUCACCAGUACCAGGUAUUCCUGACAGUUCCGAUUCUGGCAAUGUGAUUAAAAAUAAUAGCAACGCAUCUCCCGGCUACCCCAGAGAUGAACGGAUGCCAUCACCAACCAAUAAUCAGUUGGCGCAAUGGUUUUCUCCAGAGCUUCUUGCAAAAGCUUCAGCUGGAAAACUGCCUCUUCUGAAUAUGAACCAAGCGCUAAGUUUAGAAGAAUUCGAACGUAGCAUUCAACAUUCCUCAGCCGUCGUGCACAAUUAAUUCUUUAAGAAAGAUUGAAGUUCAAAGCAGUAUAAUUAGAAAUUAAAUUAAAUCUAAUAUUUUAAUGUUUUAAAUUAGUUUUUGUUUAUGCUUAGAAAUGUGUGUAUACUUGCACGACUCUAUUUAAAAUGGUUUUUGCAUUUCAAUUCGGAGCAUAUAACUGUAGUUUUCUAAAAAUUAAUACAAAUUUACUCAAACUAUUUAAAAUAUGUAUUUGAAGAUUGUAGUUGAUCAUAUUGUAAAAAAAUAUUUUACUGUAUAUAGUACACAAUGAAUUAUAUAAGCUUAAAAAAAAAAUGUGGACUUUAAUUCCUUGUCUGAGCGGGGUCAAUAGGCCUUAAAUAUUUUUACACAUUUUAUUUAAGAGGUAUUUUCGCUGCUCAUGCUCCAGUUUGUGGCACAAAUACGUUAAUGAUAGGUGUUUUAUUAAUAUUUUAUGUAGAGUAUGUGUUUGACAAAGAUAGAAACUAAAAAAUUACUUUAAGGAAAUGAUAACAAAAUGUUAAAGAAAUUACAAUAUUUUGUUCUAACUGAUAGCUUAACAUUAAAUUGUAUGCUUUUCAUUCACUGUA